Phytophthora infestans T30-4 is the source of this 891-nucleotide messenger RNA. RefSeq lists its product as uncharacterized. Gene Ontology annotation, molecular function: alpha-1,2-mannosyltransferase activity. Gene Ontology annotation, biological process: mannan biosynthetic process. The transcript has a single exon. The coding region runs from base 1 to 891 and encodes 296 amino acids. Gene Ontology annotation, cellular component: Golgi apparatus. Lineage: Eukaryota; Oomycota; Peronosporomycetes; Peronosporales; Peronosporaceae. The record is from RefSeq and is a predicted model, not a curated record.
AUGCAAGCCAUCAAUACAACGACGACGUCUGCGAAAACAGGAACCACAUUCCAGACAACGCUCAAGACCUUCUUGGACAGUGAAGGAGCGUCCACGAUGGGGAUCCCCAAAUUCACGUGUCUAGGGUGGCAUCAAACGGGCGGAUGUAGUCCCGAUGGGCCACGGGAAACACAAAAUGAUGCCAGCUGCAGUACGAAUAUCAAGGCUGGAGCUUCCGGCUAUUGUCUACUCAAGAAUGAGGCAGGUGAGGAAGUUCAAGCCAUGCGUGUCAACUGCUCGUCAUUACGAGACGAAGUCAGAUUCAAUUGCCACCAAGCAGUGGAUUUCGUUCGUGUCGCGCCACAGAUCGACGCGCUGAUUGCUGCUAAGCGACAGGUGAUUAAGCAGAAUGAGGCCGUGCAGCUCCACCCUACGAACGGCGUGUUAAUGGUCAUGUAUCCGAAGCUUCUUGCGAGCGUCUACUCGACUGUGCGAUUACUGCGCUUCUACAACUGCUCGUUGCCUAUAGAGUUGUGGUACCUUGAGAGCGAAAUGGGCACUAAUCCGCUAAACGAGUCGCGUGUUCUGCAAUCGCUUGUGAAUGAGUAUGGACCGAUUUCACUGCAUGGUAUUGCAGAAACACGUGUGGACGGAUUUAACACCAAGGUGUUUGCAUUGGCACAUUCAGAGCUGGACCAGGUAUUGUUCCUUGACGCCGAUAAUUCGCCAGUUAGGGACCCGACGUAUCUCUUUACGACACCGACAUUUGUGGAGAAUGGUGCAAUUUUCUGGCCGGAUUUCUGGCACCCGAUGAACACAAUCUUCAACAUUAACAAAGAAUCGUUAUUGUGGGAGCUGGUGGGCACACCAUAUACGUGGACAUGUUCGAGCAAGAAAGCGGUCAGCUAUUGA